AUGGGACAAAUGUCAUUACUUGAUCUCCCCCCUGAGAUAAUAGUUCAUAUAAUUAAAUGUUUACCAAGAGAAGCACUUCGUCAAUUAAAAGAUGUUCCUGAGUUACGAUUAUAUAUUUUGCCAAUAUUGUAUAAGAAUGUUAAACUUAUCUCACCAAGAAUACGUGAUGAUGAUAUUGACAGCUCAAUGAGAUAUGUCUACAGCUUGCCAUUUUCACUACCAGAGAUAGAAGGAAUUGGUAUUGAAGAAUUGUUCACCAUUAUUAAGAAUAAUGAUGUUGAAACCCUUGGAACGGCAACAAUUACAGAUCCUUAUUAUUUGUUUAUGUUACAUAAGGAAUAUCCUGAAGCUUUGAAAAGUACUAAAAUCAUUGUGGAUUUUAAUAGAUUUGAAUGGGUUAGAGAAAUGGAUACGACAUUAUUAUAUUUUGAAAGUUUAGAUGCAUUACCUUAUGAAAUUAUUGGUCUUCAUUCUGUGAAUAAAAAACAUACUAGGCCGGUGUCACAUAUUGUCGUGGAAGUUCCGGCAAGUGAUUCGGAGGACGAUCUGGAGGACGAUUUGGAGGACGAUUUGGAGGAAAUUUUUACAGAACUUAGAUUAGAAGAAGUACCAGAUGAAGACGUGGAGGAAAAUUUAGAAGAUGAUGGGAGUGAUCUACAGCUUGACAUAGCUGACAAUCCAGACGAAGGUCAAGAGGUAGACGAUAUGGAUGUUGCUUCAGAUAACGAGUCGGUUCUAGGCGGUGAUAACGAAUCUGACAUAGACACACUUGGUGAACCAGAAGACGACGUUGAGGCACAAAUUUUGAGUGAAGCCAAUUUUGUUAAGCCAUUUAUGUCUUUCUCACAAUUAACAAGUCUACUGAUUAAGCAUUUGUAUGGAUCGCUGUUGCAAUUUAUACCUAGCACGAUUAUAGAUUUAAGCAUAGAUGAAUUUCAUGUUAUUUCUGUUCAUGGUACAGCUUUAUUUCCAGAAGGAUUAAGGUCGUUGGAAAUUAAUCAAUUGUCCAAAGUUUUUCCUGACGACGAUGAUCCUGUUGAUAUUUCAUAUUUGGAAAAUCUCGAGACUUUUCAAUGCUGUUCCACUAGUGAGUACUCACUUCCCAAAAAUUUGCAAUCCAUUGAUGCCGAGGAUUCUUUGAACUUACUUCAACUAGUUUCAGAAUGUCCAUCAUUAAAAUCAAUAAAAUGUUUAUACUGUAAAUUGGAAGGUGUCUUGAAUGAAGGAUUAAGUAUAUCAAAUGAAUUAGAAGUUAUGGAAAUCGAUGAACGAUUUCUUCAAAAUUUUCCAAAAUAUCAAUUGAAACCAUUUAGAACACGUCAUGUUGGAAAUCCAGAUGAUGAAAUGAAUGAGACUGUUGUGUUUAAAUUUCCUGAAAGGCUAAAGAAUUUAAAACUACAAUAUGCAUCAGAUGAUCGUGCAUAUGAAAAGGUUCAAUUGUUUUCAAAUCGUCCAGAAACCGCAUUAAGUCAUUUGACAUAUUUAUGUUUGACUGUAGAACAAAAUGGUCAAUGUAUUGGACAGUUACCUCCAUCAUUAAGAGAGUUGUUUAUUCAUAAUAGUGAAAAUGUUAAUUUUAAUAUUUUGAAGAUUUUAAAUAAUUUGACAAAACUUAUAAUUAAGUAUGUUUAUUUAACCGAAUUUGAUUAUGAUUUACCUGAUAAUUUAAGAGAAUUUCAUUUUAGAAAUAAUCGUUGUGAAGUGUUCAAGAUUCGAGCAAAGAAUCUUGAUUAUUUGGAAGUGCAAAGUAUUCAUAUAGAUAAAUUAAAUGAUUCUAAUUUCCAAGUUCCUGAAAGUGUUACUACAUUGAGUAUUGUAUGCAGCAAUAUUCAAGAGAUUGAUUCAUCAUUUAAAUUCCCACCAAACUUAAGACAAUUAUCGCUAGAAGAUAAUAAGUUGUCUACUUUACCACAACUUCCGUCAAGUUUAUUGAGAUUAUCAUUGCAGUAUAAUAAAUUUAGUGAGUUAAAGACACCAAUUGAUCUCCCACCAAACCUAGAGGAACUUGAUUUAAGUUGUAAUCAUUUACCCGAUGGUUUUAUUUUUUCGAAUUUGAAUCUAAACAAAUUAACGAACUUGAAAAGACUAAUGUUGCAAGAAGUCGAUGGACUAUUUGAAGGGAAUAUUCCAAUGCUUGAUUUGUCAGAUUUACCUAAAUCUUUAGUUGAACUUAAUCUUAAUCGAUGUAGAAUCCAAAGAAUUAUUGGUAAGUUUAGUGAUUUCCCCCAUCUUGAAAAACUCGAUUUAAGAAGUAACAACAAUAAUGAUAAUAGUAUUACGGAAUUGUUAGAUAUAAAAGAAGAUUCGUUGGAGUAUCCAUAUUUCCCUGAUAGUCUUAAACAUUUAUGGAUAAACCGAUUACUGGAUAAUGAAAACGAAUGUGAAAUUAUAGACAAUAUUCUAAAAGUGGUUUUAAAGAAGCCAAAUAUCAUCACAGCAAUAGUUACAGAUAAGUAUAUAGAUGAAGAAGGAGUAGCCCAUGAUAGCAUGAGAGUAUUUACUGCUAAUGAUUUUGAUAGAUGUUUGGAAGAAAAUCAAUGGUGCCAAUUUCCUAUAAAUUUUAAUUAA
Candida tropicalis MYA-3404 is the source of this 2568-nucleotide messenger RNA. RefSeq lists its product as uncharacterized. Gene Ontology annotation, biological process: neuron projection regeneration. The coding region runs from base 1 to 2568 and encodes 855 amino acids. NCBI's taxonomy places the organism in Eukaryota, Fungi, Ascomycota, Pichiomycetes, Serinales, Debaryomycetaceae. The transcript has a single exon. Gene Ontology annotation, molecular function: protein binding. The record is from RefSeq and is a predicted model, not a curated record.